CCGCGGCGGCUGCGCGUGCGCUGGAGUUACCCCCCCUCCUGGGACCCCCGCUUCUAUUGGCUGCGCUUCCAGGUGCGCUACCGCCCUGAGCCAACCCCGACCUUCACCCAGGUGGACCAGGUGACGCGGCUGUGGUUGGACAUCGGCGAUGCCUGGCGGGGCACCCGGCACGUGGUGCAGGUGAGGGCGCAGGAGGAGUUUGGGCACGGAGCGUGGAGCGAAUGGAGCCGGGAGGCGGUGGGCACCCCCUGGACAGAGCCCCGCGAUGUCACCGAGGUGGGACCUUACAGCUCGCAGUUCCCUGCUGAGGACGAUCCCUACGGCUAUGGGGCCACGCUGCCACCCGAGCUCUUUGGUGAUGACACCACUGAUGAUGCCGGGGGGGCUGUGCUGGAGGCUGCUGCCCACUCCCCCACGUCCCCCUACGCCCUCCUGGUGGCGGGGGGCAGCCUGCUGCUGGCCAUCGCCCUCUGCUUCGCCAUAGGGAUGAGGUACAAGCAGAGAGCACAGGCGCAGCGGGGGGUGAAGGUGGGGGGUGGCAGCCAGCACCCAAUGGUUCCCCUUUGCCCCCCCGUCUCCCCGCUGAGCGCCGCCCCCCUGCUGCCGCCUGCCGCCCCCCCCGGGCCUCUUCAUGUCACCAAUUUGGAUUAUUUCCUCUCAGGAAAGUAACUUGGGGGGGGGGGGGGAAGGGGGGGUGGAGAGUGGUGCUGGCAGCUCUCCCACCCUCAGUCUGAGGCCUGGCUCAGGGUGCGCCCCCCUGCCACCCCAUGCCCUCCUCCCCUGCACUGGGGGCAUCAACAUCCCUAUGGGGAUCCAGCCCGGGGGGGGGGGGGGACCCUUACUGGGCCCCCGGGGGGGGGGCAGCUCCAGGGCCACAGCCAAGCUGGAAGCACUGGAGCGUGAGAACGGGGUCGGAUUCGGUUCAGAGUGGCCAGAGAGGAGGGGCUGAGCCCCCACUUAAUGCCACAGAGGAUGGGGGGGGGGGGUCAGAGGGUCCGGCUGGAUCGGCCCUGUCCCGCUGCACCGCAGAGGGGAUUUGGUUGUGCUGGGGGGGGGGGGUGCAGCUGGGAGACCCCUCCCAAUAAAGGUGGUGUGAUUUUAA
Tympanuchus pallidicinctus (lesser prairie-chicken) is the source of this 1102-nucleotide messenger RNA. Its product is annotated as interleukin-6 receptor subunit alpha-like. Lineage: Eukaryota; Metazoa; Chordata; Aves; Galliformes; Phasianidae. Gene Ontology annotation, molecular function: protein binding. The record is from RefSeq and is a predicted model, not a curated record.